AUACGGAUUUCUUAAGGCGUCUAUUUUCAAUCACAGUCCCAGUCGCGCUUUGAAAUGAACAGGCUGCUCGUGCUGGACGGUGACGUACGACAAGAUUUCGAAUAAACAAUUGAAAGGAGAAACUGGACGUUCGCGAAAUGUGACGUUUGCAUCUACAGCGGAUGCUGAUAUUACACGUAGAAGGGCGAUUAUUAACAGUAGCUCAGAAGAAGUCCUUAACUUGGCAGGUGUAGAUGGCGUGGUCGUUUGACAUUCCAGUGUAAUUUUUUUCCCAGGCGUUUGACUGAGCCUUGGAUAAAAAGCCAAGCAUUCGAAUAUGAUCUCAGACACUGGGAAUGCUAAUCAUGACCUGCUUCAGUUCUCAGAGACAGAAGAAGUGGCUUCUUGAUAUUUUUUAUUACAUCCUUCUCCUGUGGACCAAAGAAAUGGACGGACUGGCAAACUUUUCAAAUUACUUGACCAGGAUCAUUCAGAGUCACUCAAUUCACGCCUGCGACGGAGAGCAGCUGCGCCUGCACUGCCCGAGGCACUCCACCAUUUCAGUGCUGUCCGCAUUUUACGGACACUCCGAAGUACCUCUCUGCGCCCCAAGGACCAAAGUGGACAGAGCGUCCAAUGAGAGCUGCUCCGCCUUUACUGCAUUACAGAAGCUGCUAGCAGAAUGCCAGGGCCAUCGUGACUGCCAACUCCCUGUAAAUAACCAUGUCUUUGGACAUGACCCCUGCCCUGGGACCUCUAAGCACCUUCAGGUGUCUUACAAAUGCAAGCCUACUGAGCAUAAGAAGAAGGUGGGCUGUGAGGGAGAGCAUGUGAAGUUGUACUGUAAGUACCCUCGGGUGCUUAACAUUUACUCAGCGGUCUAUGGCAGAGCACUGGAAGAUGAGAACAUCUGCUCUUCACAUGAUGAAGUUCCACCACCUUUUGAAUGCUUAUUCCACGGAGCUGUGCACCUAGUGUCAAAGACCUGCUACGCUAAACAGAGGUGCGUUAUUACUGUCAAUGACCACAACUUCAGGGACCCCUGCCUUCCAGGGAUAAAGAAGUAUCUCUCCAUCCUCUAUGCAUGUGUGCCACAAACAUUGCUCAGGGAAGCUGACCCGAAUGUUUUCAAAACUACCUCAAUUCCCAAACAGAACAUUGAAAAAGGAGCAGCUCCGUACCCUAAGGGUUCACGACACCCUGAUUCCCAUCCCAGCAGUGGGAUUAUUGUGAGCAACUCUCUGAUGACUUACGCUUAUGUGAAAGAGCACCCCGAGAUGGCCGCCCUGCUGUUUGUGUCGAGCAUGUGCCUGGGACUGAUAUGUGCCCUCAUCGCUGUGUCUGUCAGGCUCUCCUGCAAUGACAUCCCAUGGGGAGGGGGUCAAAAGACAGCCCCUAGCAGGGAGCCCAUGAAGAAGAACGAGGAAGAUGCUGAGGAGGAAGAGUCUGAGCAAAGCAGCUCGUCGCUCUCUAGCGAUGACAGGAAGGGACUUUACUGCUGGGAGGUGACGACGGAUACCACAGAAGCAGCGGAGCUGGCGGAGAGGAUCGAACGGAGAGAGCAGGUCAUCCAGGAGAUAUGGAUGAAUGCUUACCUCAAUGGGACCUCGCCAGGACCUCGCUAACCUAGUCACACAUUCACGGCGGAAUGCAGUCAAGAACAUUGUCCCUGAAGGGUCAAGUGCAUUGCAUUACUGUUGAACUUCUUUUUACUGUCUGGUCAGCUUGGCUGGUAUAAAACUCUGAGGUCAGUGAGAUAACGAACUAUGAAUGUGCAUUAUUAGGUCAGUGUAAAGCUCCUGUAUCAGUCAACUUUAGGAGAUGCCAAAUGAAAACGAGACUAUGUAGUCUUCAAAUAUGUGACUAUCUCAAAUGGCUUGACAAUGUAACACUUACAAAACUGACUAUUUUUGAGGUUGAAUCUACAUUGAUGUGUUUGUAUUGUUAAUAAUACCAAAGACUCAGUCAACAUGCUUUAAAGUCAGUGGGAUUCAUCAA
Molecule: messenger RNA, 1977 nt
Organism: Megalops cyprinoides (Indo-Pacific tarpon)
Lineage: Eukaryota; Metazoa; Chordata; Actinopteri; Elopiformes; Megalopidae
Gene: eva1c
Product: eva-1 homolog C (C. elegans)
Exons: 8
Coding region: 336-1604 (422 amino acids)
Cellular component (GO): extracellular region
Molecular function (GO): carbohydrate binding; heparin binding
Source: RefSeq, a predicted model, not a curated record